Athalia rosae (coleseed sawfly) is the source of this 2154-nucleotide messenger RNA. RefSeq lists its product as uncharacterized. The record is from RefSeq and is a predicted model, not a curated record. Gene Ontology annotation, molecular function: zinc ion binding; nucleic acid binding. The transcript is spliced from 4 exons. NCBI's taxonomy places the organism in Eukaryota, Metazoa, Arthropoda, Insecta, Hymenoptera, Athaliidae. Bases 1 to 2154 code for a protein of 717 amino acids.
AUGGCAAAUUUAAAGCAGCUUUCAUACCAACGAGGACAAAUAAAAGGAAAAAUAACGAGAUUACAAAAUAUUUUGCCAACUUUACAACCGGGUGAUCUUGAAGUAGUACGAGAAAGAUAUGAAGCACUACCAGAAGUAAGAGCUGAUGCAAAGGCAAAACUCAACGUAGUACCAAUAGUAACCGAACCCAAUACAGCUGAUGAUGUUAGAACCAUCUCACGUGUUAAACUUCCAGAAAUAAAAUUGCCAACUUUCGGAGGAGAUUGUCAGAAAUGGACAGAAUUCCAGGAUCCAAAGUUGUUAGCGCUUUAUCCACAACGGCAGCAACUUGAAAAUUAUCAAGAAGCAUGGGACUUAUUGGAAGCAAAAUACGACAACAAGAAAAUCAUUAUUAAUUCCCAUCUGCGUGAAUUAUUGAACGUACCGGAAGUUACCAAAACGAAUUACGAAGCUUUAAAUCAAAUUAUAACAAAAAUCCGUAGCCAUACGCAGGCGCUAAAGAUAUUGAAUAAAGAGAGGCCAGAAGGCAACCAGUCAAGAUAUAGGUCGGACCGAAAGGUGAUGCUAGCUACCGCAGAGCAGAUAAAAUUUGAAUAUUGCCAGGAAAAUCAUUUCAUCAAUCGGUGCGAAAGGUUUGGAGAAUUAUCCACUCAAGACAAAUGGAAUGAAGUACAUCGACUCCGAUUAUGUGGAAACUGUUUGAGAAAAGGCCAUAUAAGCAAAGAUUGUAAGGGGGGUGAUUGUAGGAUAUGCUCUAAACAUCACAAUACCGUUCUUCAUGCUGAUCGGAAGGAAUAUACGCCUCAGGGCAGAAGCAAUACGCAAAACUACAUGAAUAAUUCUAAUACGCCUAUAGUGGCUUGUAACACCCAAGAAUCUUCUACGUCACAAGCAACCGAGGAAAAGGAGAAUCGACCACCAGAGAAAAUGACCGUGGCACAUUGUGCUAAACAACUUAAUUCAAGGGUAGUACUCUCUACUGCUCAAGUAUACGUCUACGAUAUAGAAGACAAGCCCAUACGUUGCCGAGCCCUACUCGAUCCAGGCUCGCAGCUGAAUUUAGUAACGCAAGAACUAGCUCAGAAAUUGAAACUACCGCUCAAAAGAAUUGAUAUACCUUUGUCAGGAAUAAGUCAAUCAAGUGUAGAGGUGCAAUAUUCUGUGACAAUUGAAUUAGAAUCGCUCACAAGUAAAUUUAAUAACAAACAAGACUAUCUCAUUUUGCCACGAAUAACAGAAAGAUUGCCACAAGUUCAACUAGACAUAUCAAGCUUUAACAUACCAGAUGGCAUUCUCUUGGCAGAUCCAGACUUCAAUGUACCAGGUGAUAUCGAUAUGCUUAUCGGUGCAGAAUUGUUUUGGAAACUGUUGUGCGCUGGUCAAGUACUGCAGCCAAAGGGACAGCCAGUACUACAUAAAACUUUGCUGGGAUGGAUAGUAGGCGGAGAGCAAGUUAUAAAGAAUUCGUCGCAAGUAAUAAAAAAUGUUUGCAACUUAAACGUAAUAUCAACGGUCGAAGAGAAUAUAGAACGACUUUGGAAAAUGGAAGAAUUGCCAAUGGCAAGACAAUUGACCGCAGAAGAAAGAUAUUGCGAGGAACAAUUCAAUGACACGCACACACGUAACGAAGCAGGCAGGUUUAAGGUAAGAUUACCACAAAAUCCAGACGUACAGUUAGGAAAUUCAGAAAAGGAGGCGACUAGAAGAUACUACGCUUUAGCAGAAAGAUUGAAAAAUAAUCCUGAGCUGAAAAAAGAUUAUAUGGAAUUUCUAAACGAAUAUGAAGAGGCGGGACACAUGUCAAGAAUCAAGGUAAAGGAUAAGGGAGAAGAAAUUUGUUAUUACCUACCACAUCAUCCUGUCAUAAGGGCUGAAAGCUCUACGACAAAGGUUAGAGUUGUUUUCGAUGGAUCGGCGAAGAUAUCGCUCCAAACUUCUCUAAAUGAUGGGCUCCUGCCAGGUCCAAAUCUACAAGAAGAGAUAAUCAAUAUUAUUUUGCGAUUCAGAAUGCACGAAUUCGUGAUAACAGCAGACAUUGCCCAAAUGUUCAACCUCUGUGAAGUUGGCCCCCCAUUUAUGAAAAAUGAAGUUUCUUUUUUGAGUUCUGGCUUCCCCCCGAAGAGUUCAAGAGUUCCUUACGAAUAUCAGAAAUAG